UGCAGUCGCUCGCGGAGCGCCGUCACGGGCGCCGCUUUUUACUUUCCGAAAAGUUUCCUCCGGAGUACAAUCCGACUCGGACGGAUAACCGACAAAGGACGCGGCAGCGCUGGCGGGCGGGCGAGCGCGUUCAAGAUGACGAUGGACGCUCGCGAUGCCGCCGCGCUUCUCCUGCUCGCGCUGGGAAUACUGGGAGCGAGCGGACAGUACGGAGACCGCGGGAUGUCGGUGCCCGAGCACGGCUUCUGUCAGCCCAUCACCAUCCCGCUGUGCACGGACAUCGCGUACAACGAGACCAUCAUGCCGAACCUGCUCGGGCACACGAACCAGGAGGACGCGGGGCUGGAGGUUCACCAGUUCUACCCGCUCGUCAAGGUGCAGUGCUCGCCGGACCUCAAGUUCUUUCUGUGCUCCAUGUACGCGCCCGUGUGCACGGUGAUGGAACAGGCGCUGCCGCCGUGCCGGUCUCUCUGCGAGCGCGCGCGUCAGGGCUGCGAGGCGCUGAUGAACAAAUUCGGCUUCCAGUGGCCGGACAGUCUGGCGUGCGAGUCGUUCCCGGUGCACGGCGGCGAGCUGUGCGUGGGCCAGAACACGUCCGAGCAGCCCGCGCACCCGACUCCCGACGCGACGCUCCCGACGCCCGACCACUUCGCGAGGGGGCACUUCAAAUGCCCCGCGUCCCUGAACGUGCCCCCGUACCUCAGCUACCGCUUUCUGGGCGAGGAGAACUGCGCCGCGCCGUGCGAGCCCAAGAAGCACCACGGGAUGAUGUACUUCAGCGAGGACGAGCAGAGGUUCGCGCGCAUCUGGAUCGGCAUCUGGUCGGUGUUGUGUUGCGCGUCCACUCUCUUCACCGUCCUGACCUAUCUGGUGGACAUGAAGCGCUUCAGUUACCCGGAGAGACCCAUCGUGUUCCUCUCGGGGUGCUACACCAUGGUGUCCGUCGCCUACAUCGCCGGGUUUCUCCUGGAGGACAAAGUGGCGUGCAACGAAAAGUUCGACAACGACUUCCGGACGGUGGUCCAGGGCACCAAGAAAGAGGGCUGCACCAUCCUCUUCAUGAUGCUGUACUUCUUCAGCAUGGCCAGCUCCAUCUGGUGGGUGAUCCUCGCGCUCACCUGGUUCCUCGCCGCCGGGAUGAAAUGGGGUCACGAGGCCAUCGAAGCCAACUCGCAGUACUUCCACCUGGCGGCUUGGGCAGUGCCCGCCAUCAAGACCAUCGCCGUCCUGGCUGUGGGUCAGGUGGACGGGGACGUCCUCAGCGGCGUGUGCUUCGUGGGCAUCAACAGCGUGGACGCGCUGCGUGGCUUCGUGCUGGCGCCGCUCUUCGUGUAUCUCUUCAUCGGCACGUCGUUCCUCCUGGCGGGCUUCGUGUCGCUCUUCCGCAUCCGGACCAUCAUGAAACACGACGGCACCAAGACGGAGAAGCUGGAGAAGCUGAUGGUGCGCAUCGGCAUCUUCAGCGUCCUGUACACGGUGCCGGCCACCGUCGUGAUCGCCUGCUAUUUUUACGAGCAGGCCUUUCGGGACCAGUGGGAGCAGACGUGGACCGUGCAGUCGUGCAAGACGUACGCGGUGCCGUGUCCCACGCACAACCCUCACAUGAGCCCGGACUUCACGGUGUUCAUGAUCAAGUAUCUGAUGACCCUGAUCGUGGGCAUCACCUCCGGCUUCUGGAUCUGGUCCGGCAAGACGCUGAACUCGUGGAGAAAGUUUUACUCCAGACUGGCCAACAGCAAACAGGGAGAGACCACCGUGUGACCGAGCGCUUUUCUAAGACUCUCUUGAGAUGUACAGUCAAUAAAAGCGCUUGUUUUCUACCUUUGUAUUUAAAUCUCACUUGGAUAUCAAUCGCUCCUCUUGUUUUUUACUCAAAGGAACUUUUUAUCCGCUGCGUUAUGUUGAUUAUUUAUACCUCCACCACAACGGGACAAAUUUCUUUAUUGGAAUAUUUUCGGUCUCGUGUGUCGUGCUUUUUUAAAGCUUGCAUGUAAAACUUUAUGACAGUCGGGGAAAUAUUCCAAGUUUAUGCUGUGUGCUGGUGAUUUAUUGAACUGUUGGAAUAUUUUAUGGAAACUUUCAUUUGGAAAAGGAGUUAAAACACACAACCGUAAGUACUCACGGUUGAAAAAAAACAUAAGUGCCUUCUUUCUUUUGGAACGAGAGUUGGAGCACACAUGUAUCUGCGGUGGUGUCUGCACUUCUUUCUAACUCAAAUGAAUAACACAUUUGUUUCUGAACGCCUCGUGUUCUUUCUUGGUUUAAACUACUGCACAGCAUUGACUCUGAAAGUACAGCUAGAAAACAGAACGGAUGGGUUACUGUUCAUUUAAUGUUGGUCAUGAGAAUGUGACCUUCACCGAACAGUAGUUUCACAGAAUCACGGCCCUGUGAGUGAUGGAGCGAUUCAUUGACAUAAGAACAUAAAUAAAGGGGUAUUUGGCUUUUGAGCUCAUCUCUUAAAAAAUCCUAAAUCAUGGUUUUACUAAAGUAAAAGUCUAGUGGACAUUUAUGUUUUGGCAGAUUGAUUGUCAAUAUAUCUGGGCUUUUACUACAGAUAUCAUGGUUAAACUAUGGUAAGUCCAUUGUAUGUGGUUACUAUGGUAAAUGAAUGAAGUCAUAAAGCAAAAUAAAAAUAGUUGUUUUUGAAUAUUUCCAGUCAUGUUAAAGUGAAUGAUGUGAACAUGAAGGGAAUAUCAUGAUGAUGAUGAUGAUGUCAUAGAUGGGUCGCCCUGAAUCAGGGUUUCCUCGCAUUUCAUCAAGGGUUUUUUACAGAACACUGGUGAUUGUCUAUGGUAAACAUCUCUGGUACAAAUGCAAAUGAAUGUUUUUGUUUCUUUCUGUGUUAAAGUACAUGUGCCUGUGUUUCAAAUCCUGUGUUCUUCUCAAAUGCUUCACGCAUGAAUUUAAAAAAGCAUUUAAUCUCACGACGAGCAUUGAAGUCUAUAUUAAAAAUGUCUACGAGUCUGUUUGUUAUUUCUGCUUGUAAUACUCUAAAAAAGCCCUUUAUAUUUAUAGACAAUAGUUUAUAUAUUCACUUCUCUACAGAAUAAAGCUCACAUUUCUACAAAAUGA
Triplophysa dalaica is the source of this 3075-nucleotide messenger RNA. It is a transcript of the gene fzd1, whose product is annotated as frizzled class receptor 1. Gene Ontology annotation, biological process: non-canonical Wnt signaling pathway; canonical Wnt signaling pathway. The transcript has a single exon. Gene Ontology annotation, cellular component: plasma membrane. The record is from RefSeq and is a predicted model, not a curated record. NCBI's taxonomy places the organism in Eukaryota, Metazoa, Chordata, Actinopteri, Cypriniformes, Nemacheilidae. Bases 136 to 1761 code for a protein of 541 amino acids. Gene Ontology annotation, molecular function: Wnt-protein binding; Wnt receptor activity.